Polistes dominula (European paper wasp) is the source of this 2372-nucleotide messenger RNA. Its product is annotated as trehalase. The record is from RefSeq and is a predicted model, not a curated record. NCBI's taxonomy places the organism in Eukaryota, Metazoa, Arthropoda, Insecta, Hymenoptera, Vespidae. Gene Ontology annotation, biological process: trehalose catabolic process. Gene Ontology annotation, molecular function: alpha,alpha-trehalase activity.
UAAACAGGUACACCCGUUGCCUGUUGUUGGUCGCGUUAAAAAAGAAACCAAAAAAAGAAACAGAAAGAGCGAGAGAAAGAGAAAGAAGAUAAUUAAGAAAUAAUAUCCGUACAAAAAAUCGAGAUGGGUAUUGGAAUAUUUCUACUGAUUUCGGGUGCUACAGUUGUUGCUUUGGGCAAUGCUGCUUCCAUUGGCAGUACGAACAGCAAGGUCACGGACGAUUGUACCAGCAAGAUUUAUUGCGAAGGGCCACUUUUGCAAACAGUACAGUUAGCUCAAAUCUUCAAUGACAGUAAAACAUUCGUUGACCUGUUUCAGAAGAAUGAUCCUGAAAUUACGCUUAUCAAUUUUGACAAAUUAAUGGCAGAAACGAAUAAUCAACCAAAUCGUUCGCAAGUAAAUCAAUUCGUUUUGGAAAAUUUUUCAAUGGAAAGUGAACUAGAUAAUUAUACGUUACCCGAUUGGCAAGAAAAUCCUCCAAUAUUAAAAACCAUUGAAGAUCCUAAUUUGCAAAAGUGGGCUAAAGAAUUGAACGAAAUAUGGAAAAAAUUGGCGAGAAAGAUAAAACCGAUGGUAUCGGAACAUCCAGAAAGGCAUAGUAUUAUUUAUGUUGAUAAACCAUUCGUAGUACCUGGUGGUCGAUUUAAAGAAUUUUAUUACUGGGACAGUUAUUGGGUAAUUGAAGGAUUAUUGAUAUGUGGAAUGACUGAUACUGCUAGAGGAAUGAUUGACAACUUUUUAUCGAUGGUAGAAAGAUUUGGAUUUAUACCAAACGGUGGUAGAGUUUAUUAUCUUAUGAGAAGUCAUCCACCAUUAUUAAUUCCCAUGGUCAAGCUGUAUUUAGAGUACACGCAAGAUUACGAGUAUUUGAAGAAAAUAAUCGGAACCUUGGAAAAGGAAUUUGAUUAUUGGAUUAAGUACAAAAUGAUCAAUGUUAAUAAAAAUGGAAAAACUUAUAGGAUGGCUCAUUACGUAGUUAAUAGUCCAAGGCCACGACCAGAAAGUUAUAAGGAAGAUUAUUAUUUGGCUCAGAGAUUUUCGGACGUUGAUGAACAGGCAUCAUUUUACAAUGAUCUGAAAGCUGGUGCUGAGAGUGGUUGGGAUUUUUCAGGAAGAUGGUUUACAGGGUCGGAUGGUCAAUUGUCAAAUAAUUUGAUUGAUAUUAAUACGCAUAACAUAAUACCCGUUGAUUUGAAUAGUUUUCUACAACAGAAUGCACGUACUUUGGUUAAAUUUUUGACAAAAAUUAAAAAAGUACAAAAAAUUUCAUAUUACGUGAAUAUGGCGAACAAAUUUCAAAAAGGUAUUGACGAAGUAUUGUGGAACGACGAGUAUAAUGUUUGGAUGGAUUAUGAUUUGAAAAAUCAACGUCAUAGAACAUCAUUUUAUCCAACAAAUUUGUCACCAUUAUAUACCCUAAGCUACAAUGCUAAUAAUGUUCAAGAUAUUGCACUUGGUGUUGUAUCUUAUUUAAAGAAAACAGGAAUCCUUACCUACUUUGGUGGUACUCCAGCAUCCCUAAAUCAAACCGGUGAACAAUGGGAUUUCCCUAACGCAUGGCCACCUCUACAAUCUAUAAUGAUUCAAGGAUUAUACCGAACUCAAGUAACCGAAGCUGUUCAAUUCAGUUCGCGUCUUGCACAAAGAUGGCUAGAAUCUAAUUAUAUUGGCUUUGAAGCUACAGGAAAAAUGUUCGAAAAGUAUGAUGCUACUUCACCCGGUAAAGGUGGCGGUGGUGGUGAAUAUAACGUUCAAGAAGGUUUCGGAUGGACCAAUGGCAUUAUUUUUGAAUUCUUAAAAACAUUUCCUAAUAUGAAAAUUAACAAUAAUGUUAACAACGACGUACCAAGUCCCGUUGAUGUUAACAAUAAUUCAUACGAUCACAACGACGUUAAAUAAUAAUCCAGGAUAACAGGAUACCGUGCCAAACAUGAUUUUGCCAAUGAAUCUAGUCCAUAAGGAAAAUAGGACAGCAAAGUUACCAAAUUAAAUUUUCAACUUUUUAUUAUUCUAUAUUAUAUUAUUAUCUUAUUGUUUAUACACUGUCUAAUGUAAGACAAAGUAUUGCAAGCCUCGCAUCGUUAUGUUAUAUUAGGUGUGAAUGAAUAAGUAUGAAAAUAGUAAAUUGUGUGUAUGUGUGUAUGAUUGUGAUUGUGUAUGCAUGUGCAUGUAAUUGAUAGUCGAGAAAAGUAUAGAAGAUUCUCUCGAGUUUAAAUGUAAUUGUGUUAUAUUAUGCGUGAUGCAAUGUGCAUUUGUCUUUACUAGAAAAUGUAUAUAUUUUGUACUUAGAUUUUGUUCAAAUCAAUAUUUGAACAUAAAUUGUAUAAUAUAUGUACAUAUGUAGAUUACAUAUCCCAUAUUAUUACGUAAUA